AUGGAGGCCAUAAAGAAAAAGAUGCAGAUGCUCAAGUUGGACAAGGAGAAUGCUCUGGACCGUGCCGAGCAAGCUGAAGCGGAGCAGAAGCAGGCAGAAGAAAGAAGUAAACAGCUGGAAGAUGAGCUGGCGGCCAUGCAGAAGAAGCUGAAAGGCACAGAGGAUGAGCUGGACAAGUAUUCUGAAGCCCUGAAGGAUGCCCAGGAGAAACUGGAGCUGGCAGAGAAGAAAGCAGCUGACGCUGAGGCUGAGGUGGCUUCCUUGAACCGCAGGAUCCAGUUGGUGGAAGAGGAGCUGGAUCGUGCUCAGGAGCGCCUGGCCACUGCCCUACAAAAGUUGGAAGAAGCAGAAAAAGCUGCUGAUGAGAGUGAGAGAGGUAUGAAGGUUAUUGAAAACCGGGCUUUAAAAGAUGAAGAAAAGAUGGAACUCCAGGAAAUCCAACUCAAAGAAGCUAAGCACAUUGCAGAAGAGGCAGACAGGAAGUAUGAAGAAGUGGCUCGUAAAUUGGUGAUUAUUGAAGGAGACUUGGAACGCACAGAGGAACGAGCUGAGCUGGCAGAGUCUAAGUGUUCUGAGCUGGAGGAGGAGCUGAAGAAUGUCACCAACAACCUCAAGUCUCUUGAGGCUCAGGCGGAGAAGUACUCUCAAAAAGAGGACAAAUAUGAGGAAGAAAUAAAGAUUCUCACUGAUAAACUCAAGGAGGCAGAGACCCGUGCUGAAUUUGCUGAGAGAUCGGUAGCCAAGCUGGAAAAGACAAUUGAUGAUUUGGAAGAGCGUCUCUACAGCCAACUUGAGCGAAACCGCCUGCUUUCUAAUGAGCUGAAGCUAACGCUGCAUGAUCUCUGUGACUGACGGGCUGGGCUCCCUGAUGCCCAUUAAACCGAGCUUACUGCUCACACCACUGACCUGGACCCCAGCCAAACGCUGAUUGUCUUUCUUACACUUCUUAUAAUUUGGCCCAAGCAAUUGCUUUUUAAGUGGGGCAGUUAGAAUGUUGUUGAUCUCCUCACAGCACUGUGAAAGCUGUAUAGUUAAUGCUGUAUUUCAAUCCUUUUACAAGAGGUUAUGGGUGACAGCGGGAGGGGCUGAAAGAGUACAGUGAAAACUCUUGGGAGAAUUUUGUUUUCCACCCUUAAUUGCUGCUCUUGCACUUGUGACUGUAGGAUGUGUUCCCUUGCAUGGCUGUUUUCUAACAAUAAAAGGACUGACUUGGCAAGAUAUUGUAGCUGCUUCAUCUGCAGGCCGAGGGAUGGGCCUUUUUGACUGGGUGGAAAAAAGGGAAGGGAAAGAGGGUGUGGGCUGUGAAUGGGGGUUUGCAUUGCUGUCGCCUUCUCUGAGUGUUUUCCCUUCACCUCCCUGGCGCACUCAGAGAGCCCUGCUCGCUAGGCAGGCGAGAUGCUCUGUGGUGGUCAGCUGCUGGAUUUCCUUCCACCUGAUGUCUUCCCCUUUGACUCCUUUUCCUGGUUUUACAUUUAGUUGCAACUAACUGUCAUAGGCUAGUUCUGGACAAUAGCUUUGCAAAAAUCUCGGGAAUUUGCUUACAAGAAUAUGUUUGGGUAAUAUUUCUUGCCUUUGUUUUCUUUAAAAAUUCUAUGACUUCGCUAUGAGGACUGUUGCUUUAUCCCUCCUAUUCUUUUACUUCCUCUCUCCUUUUUGGAGAGACAGUGUAGAACCUGAGGACCUUCCUGUACCCCUUCUCAAGUUUAGAUUAUGUUGUUUAUACUGAUAGAAAUGGCCAUCUCUUGUUUGCAAUGAUCAAACUCCAGUGAGCCAUUGCAAGUAAGUGCUGUCCUGUGGGCAAAGCCCUUAAGCAUGGGCAACGAUGUUAUGAAGGCCUGCUUCUUCAGUGACUGAAAGCGGAAAGUGUGGUUGGGUGUGGGAGGGAGAGGAAAUGGUUGACUGAGGUCCCCAGCUCCCUCCCCCAGGAAGUACAGCAACACUUGCCACUUAGUAGGCAAGCCAGAGGCCCUGCAAAACCCAGUGAUGUGAUAGCUCACUUCUGUGUCCGAGAAGGCAGCUGCUUUAUUAACCUGCAUCUUCCCUGCAACUGGAAAAAGUCUUAGAGUAGGCAGACCUUGAGAUUCACCGUUUAUAAUUUCUCUCCUUU
Messenger RNA from Lepus europaeus (European hare), 2107 nucleotides. It is a transcript of the gene TPM3, whose product is annotated as tropomyosin 3. Gene Ontology annotation, cellular component: actin filament. The record is from RefSeq and is a predicted model, not a curated record. Gene Ontology annotation, biological process: actin filament organization; muscle contraction. Gene Ontology annotation, molecular function: actin filament binding. The transcript has 9 exons. The coding region runs from base 1 to 852 and encodes 283 amino acids. NCBI's taxonomy places the organism in Eukaryota, Metazoa, Chordata, Mammalia, Lagomorpha, Leporidae.